CAGCAGAAGUUGCGGCUACCGGGUCUGACACAUAACGUGUGCUUGAUGCUGCGAGCUCAAACUAGCCAAGCACGGACCUGUGAAGCUGAGACGCUCGAUAUGAUUCUCACUUGGUCGUUCCUUUAGUUGUCCGUUGAGAACCGGUGCCCGAUGUGAAGCGCUCGCAGAAACUUAGGGAAGGAGAGCGAGUCUGUGUGAGCUGAAAGGAUCCAUCUCCCAGCUGGGCUGGUCCAACCAUGGCGCAGGUCUUGGAAAGGCCGCGUUUGGCGGCGUCCGGUGCCAGGCCUGAGGAUGGUGUUCCGGACAUGACCGUGAUCAGCGAAAUCGACGAAAUUGGCAUCAACACCAACCUGAGAACUCGCUACAGCAAAGAGCUGAUCUACACCUACACGGGCACAAUCCUGGUUGCUGUGAAUCCAUACCAGUUCUUCCCUAUCUACGAAAAGGACACUAUUGAGAAGUAUGUGGGCAAGAAGAUGACCGGCGGUGUACCACACGUCUUCGCCACGGCCGAAUCAGCUUACACUCACCUGCAGAGCACUGCACGCAAUCAGUCAUGUGUCAUCAGCGGCGAGAGCGGGGCAGGCAAGACGGAGACAACCAAGCACAUCCUGCGCUACCUGUGUGAAGUGACCAGCAGUGAGGUACAGUGGGUACAGCAGCAGAUCAUGGAGGCCAACAUUAUCCUGGAAGCUUUCGGAAACGCCAAGACCAUUCGUAAUGACAACAGCAGUCGCUUCGGAAAGUUCAUCCAGGUCUGCUUCGACAAGAGUAAUCAGAUCAACGGUUGCGUCAUCCAGGACUACCUCCUCGAGCAGUCCCGCAUUACUUUUCAGGCUAAGGACGAGCGCAACUAUCACAUCUUCUAUCGCCUUGCCGCCGCUGGCGCUGCGAUUCCCGACGUCAAGAAGCAGUUCCUACUGGAACCAGCCCAGUACUACACCUACAUCAACCAGAGUGGUUGCUACGAGCUGGAGGAUGUGGACGACGUCAAGAUGUUCGAAAUGACCAAGCUGGCGUUCAACGUGCUCAACAUCACGCCGGAGAUGUGCGACGGUAUCUUCAGUGUUCUCUCGGCUAUCCUACUCGUGGGGAACUUAGAGUUCAAGGAUGUGGACGGUGAGUCAUGUGAGCUGACCAAGAAGGACAGAGACACGGUGAGCAAGAUUGCAACACUGCUCGGCCUCGGCAGGGAUGACGUUGCAAAGGUGGUGACCACACGGCAGCUAACCGUGCGCGGCCAGGUGACCGACAUUCCCCACAAGCUGCCAGAGGCCCGGGACAACCGCCAUGCCAUGGCCAAGGCAUUGUACUCGCGAACAUUCGCUUGGCUAGUGCAUCAGAUCAAUUUGUCAACGCGAACGGACAUCUCCAAGGCACGGUUCAUCGGAGUGCUGGACAUCUUUGGCUUCGAGAACUUUGGGAUCAACUCGUUCGAGCAGCUUUGCAUCAACUUCACAAACGAGAAGCUGCACAAGUUCUUCAACCACUACGUCUUUGCUCUGGAGCAGCAGAUCUACCGAGAGGAGGAGAUCAAUUUCUCUCACAUCCAGUUCACAGACAAUACAGCGUGUCUGGAGCUGAUUGAGAAGGCCCCAACAUGUGUACUGAGGAUGUUGGACGAUGAAUGCCGCUUUCCAAAGGGUACGGAUGAGUCAUACGUUGAGAAACAGCACGCCGAUCUCGGUGGCCAUCCAAACUACGUCAUACCGGAGGACAAGCGGCGUCUGAAGAUGGAGUUUGGAAUUCAGCACUACGCCGGCGCCGUCAUGUACAGCAUCUCUCACUUCCUGGAGAAGAACAAGGACGUGCAGCAGGACAUGCUGUUCGACUACAUGCGCAAGUCGAGCAUGGCGUUCGUCAAGGACAUCUGUAGAUUCCAGGACUUGCUGUCGGCCACACUGGAGUUGACAAAGACCAUCGCCGUCAACAAGGACAAGCUGAACGAAUCCAGCACGCAGCGUAGGGGCAAGCCCACAGUCGGUGACACAUUCAAGCAGCAGCUCAUGUGUCUUGUUGACGUGCUGGACACAACAACACCCUGGUAUGUGCGCUGCCUGAAGCCAAACUCCGUCAAGAAGCCAAAGGUCUAUGACGAUGAACUGAUCAUUACUCAGCUACGUUACUCCGGAAUGUUGGACAUCAUUCGCAUCCGGCGAGAGGGCUUCCCGGUGCACGUACCAGCUUCAUCGUUCCUGGAUAAGUAUCGCUGCCUCGCUGUCAAUGACACGCUGCCGAGCGAUGAGAAGAAAGCAGUGGCGCACAUCCUCAAGUCACUCAAGGUGCCGGAGACAGAGUGGCAGAUCGGGAAAACAAUGGUUUUCCUCAGGAACAGUGUGUUUGAUCCGCUAGAGGAACGCAGACUGAUCCUGCUCACCACCAAGAUUGUUCUCAUCCAGAAGGUGUGGCGUGGCUAUGUACAGCGACAAGCGUUCUUGAAGAAAAAAGCAGCGGCAGUCAGGAUCCAAUCUUGGUACCGCGGACGCAGGCAGCGCCUCUGGUAUAUCAAGCAACGUCGCGCUGCCAUUACUCUUCAGUCCCAUCUGCGUGGAAUGUUCGCAAGAGAAAUUUACGCUGCGCUGAAGGAGCAAAAGCGCAAGGAAGAAGAGGAGAGGCAACGGAAGCUGAGAGAACAGGAGGAGAAGCGACGCCUUGAGCUGCUCGCCAUGGCAGAGCGCGAUCGAGAGGAGGCACGGCAGAAAGCUGUACAAGCGUCACUGGAGUCAGCCCAGCGCGAACUGUACUCGCUGGCCAAGAUUGCAGAGUCCAAGGUGGACAAGGCACUGGGCUCCGGCGGCACCGUGGACCUGGACAAGAUGUUCACUUUCCUGGUGGAGGCGCCCAAGGAAGUGGCCAAGGAGCAGGACUUCCUGAGCGACUUGAACAAGGAGCUAGAUGGCAUGUUCCAGUCAUCACAGCCGAAGCCCGAAGGCGGGCGGACAGUGCGGAGAAAACGGAGAAUCGAGAAGAAGCUCCUGAUCUUGCAGGAGGAGGAAGAGGCGGCCAAGAAGCAGACGGAAACCGUCGAGGACCCGGCGCAGUUCGACAUGCUCACCUUCGCCGAGAAGUGGUUCAACAACCAUCCCAAGGACAUCACCGGACUAGGCACGUUCACAAUGAGGAGGAAGAAAUUCAGCAAACAGGAAGCCCUUCCCAAAGCAGACAUGAUUCGUUACACCAAGAGCCUGUCAAUACCGACGUCACUGAUCCACCUGCACGACCCGGAGAACGUCAACCUGGCCUGCACAAUCUGGAAGGACCUGUGCAAGUAUAUGCGUGGCGACUUGAAGCCAGAACAGGUGAACAUCACCAUCCAGAACAUCAUCGCCUACGCCAUCGAUCGACCGGAGCUGCGCGACGAGGUCUUCUGCCAGCUCAUGCGCCAGGUGACGGAGAACCCCCGUGAGGAGGACACUGACCGUGGCUGGCAUCUUCUCUGCCUGUCCUGUGCGGCCAUGACACCUGGAAGAUCAUUGAACAAGUUCCUCCAAGCCUUCCUGAAGAAGCACUUUGAGGAUGAGAAACGUCAGCGGUUUGCCAGAUGGUGCCUUGGUACGAUAUGUCUGACUCGUGUGGCUCCAAGAAAGCAUCCUCCUUCGGCCAUGGAGAUAUCGGCCGUGCGCAACCUCAAUCCGCUCAUCUGCCGAUUCUAUUUCCUGGAUGGCAAGGCAAAGGCAGUUGGAGUGGAUCCAUCCGCGACUGCAUCUGAUGUGCUGAGAGCUCUGGCCGAGAAGAUCGAACUGCAGAGCGUUGACGGAUGGGCGCUUUAUGAGCUGAAUCCGGAAGCAGAACACUAUAUCAAGGGCCACGAGUACAUCGCCGACAUCAUUGGCCAGUGGGAAAGGGACAAGAGAACAUCUGCCAACAUGUCACGCUACCAGACCGUAUCCAAGAAGGGACACAAGGAAGCGCUCGGCGGUGGCGACAGCAAGUUUGUCUUCCGCAAGCGCAUCUUCCGCAACCCGCGAGAAAUCCCGCAAGACCCGGUCGAGUACCACCUGAUGUACGCCCAGGCUGUGCACAGCGUGGUGCAGCUCGACGAGUUCCCGGUCAACGAGAAGGUAGCACUGCAGUUGGCCGGUCUACAGCUGCAAGUGCUGUGGGGCGACUACGAACCUGGCAAGGAUACGAGGUACAAUGAGCCUGCCUCGCACAUCCCGAGUCGAAUUCUGGAGGACAAGCCUCGGUCCACCGAGAUGUGGAGUGCGGCUUUGUCAGAAGCACACAGGGAAUUUGGAACGGGCAAGACUGAGAUCCAGGCCAAGGUGUGGUACCUGACAUCAGUGAAGCACUAUCCACUGUAUGGCAGCACGUUCUUCCCUGUCAGCUACAAGGGAUUCUGGUCGUAUCCCAACAACCUCAUACUCUCGGUGGACCUGAGCGGCUUCAAGUUCGUCAACAUGCGCUCAAAGGCGACCAUGGCCGACUUCCCGUGGACGCGGCUGGAGAGCGUCAGCGUGGAUCAUGAAGAUCCAGUGGUGGUCCUAAACAUGAAGGUCAGGAACCCCGAAGAGCAGAAGUGCUACAUGUUUGAAACGGUGCAGAAGGAGGACAUUGCCAACCUGAUCGCCAGCUACUCUCCGUCGCACAGCAACUGGUCAAGAGUCGGCGAAGCUAAGACCAAGACGUACCACUUGAGUGACGAGGAGAAGAUGAAGCUAUACGACGAGGUGCUGUCCGCUCGGAGAGCCCUGGCCGAGAACAACCUCCUGCAACGGCCUGUCGACACCAGCACAGGAUUCUUGACGACAACUCUCAGGCGGCCAAGUCGAGAGAAGCUGAUGCGCCUGCAGAAGCAGAAGGAGAACUUGCCGUUCGAGAAGGUCUUCAAGCAGAGUUUCUGGUCGUACAGCAAGAACCGACUAGCGCAGCCCAUAUCCAUUAUCAUCGGCGACGAGCUGGAGGACACGGGCUGCAAGAUGUUCCAGUCACUCUUGAUCUAUGCGGGCAUCGAGAAGGCUGGUGGCUUUGAGAUGGAGAGUGAUGAGCAGCACAUGGGUAUGGCACAGAUGGUCAUCUCAAAGUGCUUGGAGAAGGAAGCACUGUGCAAUGAGUUCUACUUGCAGCUCAUCAAGCAGACUACUGACCAGCCAGACCCCAACAGUCGCAUCAACAUUCAGAACUGGCGCUUCAUGGCAAUGACCUGUAGCAUUGUGGUGCCGCGGAGUAAAGAAAUCCUCAGCUACCUGAUGGCUCACCUGCGCAAGUGUGGAACGGACUCCAACACCGAGGAGGGCAAAUAUGCACAGUUCUGUAUGAAGUGUGUACAAAGAACAGGACAGAACAGAAAUCGCAAGUACCCGCCGUCAUCGCAGGAGAUCAUGUGUGUCACAAACAGACGCAAGAUCCACGCCCGCUUCUACUUCAUGGAUGGUCAGUUCCGCGCUCUGGAGUUCGACUCCGCUUCCACUGUCGAGGAGGUUGUAGCAAUCGUGAAGGAAAGAAUCGGACUGCAGAAGGCGGCAACUGGAUUCUCCCUUUUCGAAGUGUUCGGACAGCUUGAACGCAACAUGCUGCCGUCCGAGAAAGUCGCCGAUGCUAUCUUCAAGUGGGAGAAGUAUGCCAAGAGCACAGGGUCAGCACGAUCACUCAAACUCACAUUCAAGAAACGCCUGUUCCUGAAGCCGUUCAUCAACGCGCAAGACAAGGUCGAGUUCAACCUCGUGUUCAAUCAGGCCAUUGAUGACCUGGCUAAUGACCGAUUCCCUAUCAGCUACAAUGAAGGCGUCUAUGUCUGUGCACUGAGAUCACAGGUCUUGCUCGGCCCCUACACUGACCGACCAAGGUCAGACUACAGUUCUGUGAUUGAUGCUCUACUACCCAAGCACAUGCGACAGCCAAUGCAACCGGAUGACGUGGCACGUAAGCACCGCGAGCUCGGUGACAUGGGCACUGCCGAGGCCAGCCAGACGUUCUUCGACUUUGUACGCCAGUGGCAGAUGUACGGCUCGACCAUCUUCGAAGUCCUGCAAUCCUACACGGCCACUCUACCAAAGAACCUGUGGCUGGCGGUCAAUGAGCAGGGUAUCCACAUCAUGAAGAGGCGUGACAAGGAGCCACUGGUCACCUACGACUAUCGCAACAUUGUCAAUUACAGCCCCUCGCUGAAGAACUUGAUGAUCGUCACGGAGAGCUUGACGCGUGGCACAAAGUUUGUUUUCAACACCAGCCAGGCUUCGCAAAUUGCACACUUGAUCCGCGACUACACUCACAUCAUUGUGGAGAAGCAGCGCAAGGCCGUGGCAAAGCGACGCUAAGCACCACCACACCAUCCGUCCACAGAAUAAACAGUGGACCACCUGCUCAGCCAUUUGAAUAAUCGCAACUGUCUCCUUGUACCAUAUUUCCAACCCCCAAAGCAUGUAAGACAUACGCCACUAUUAGAACAAUUUUGCACCAUUUGACGCUGCCCAAAAGUUAUGCUCUCUUCCUGUGACAAAUCAACCUUUGCUUUGAAAGACCAUGAACGCUACACUGAAGCUUUUGCAUGAUACAACCAAUUAUCAAUGGUGUUCAUACAAAGUUUAUUUUGCAAAAUUCUUUUUUUUAUUUUGCCUCGUUUAAUAAUAGAUCUGUAUUUAUUUUGAAAAUAUUGCUGGAAAUGUGUCUAGAUACUGAUUAUGGUGAUCAAGAGUAGUGGACGUGACAGGCAAUUACUACACUACAAGAAUGUGCUUAAACUGUAUGUUGACACUGAGAGGCGAUAGCGGUCACUGGCAUGUGGCUCUCAGCUUCCCGGCUCGCUAGUUCCAGGAUGAUUGCUAAUUUUGAUGCUCCAUUCUACCGUACGUGCAUUCUCGCUUGUCCGCGGUGCCCAUGUGCAGAUGCACUGUCAUUGUCAAAAUCUGCUGCUUCUAGCAUUUAUCAUAUGCACUUCAUUUGAUCAGCUUUGGUUUUAAAAAUUUUAUUAAAUAGA
This is a messenger RNA of Sycon ciliatum, 6916 nucleotides long. RefSeq names its product unconventional myosin heavy chain 6-like. Gene Ontology annotation, biological process: signal transduction. NCBI's taxonomy places the organism in Eukaryota, Metazoa, Porifera, Calcarea, Leucosolenida, Sycettidae. Gene Ontology annotation, molecular function: cytoskeletal motor activity; protein binding; ATP binding. The record is from RefSeq and is a predicted model, not a curated record. Gene Ontology annotation, cellular component: myosin complex; cytoskeleton. The transcript is spliced from 47 exons. Bases 237 to 6257 code for a protein of 2006 amino acids.